Varanus komodoensis (Komodo dragon) is the source of this 865-nucleotide messenger RNA. RefSeq names its product peptidyl-tRNA hydrolase 1 homolog (gene PTRH1). The transcript is spliced from 5 exons. The record is from RefSeq and is a predicted model, not a curated record. Gene Ontology annotation, molecular function: peptidyl-tRNA hydrolase activity. Bases 153 to 830 code for a protein of 225 amino acids. NCBI's taxonomy places the organism in Eukaryota, Metazoa, Chordata, Lepidosauria, Squamata, Varanidae.
UCCCGCAUCGCUCUUGCCGGGACGCGCGAUAGGCCGCUGGGGGCGCCGACGUCACACUGACCGCCUGGCGGCUUUCCCUUCCUCGCGAGGCUGCGGCCGGAAACGGAACAUCGGAGGCCUCUCGCGAAGCGACCGGGCCGCGCGGGAGGAAGAUGCUGCCUUCGCAGCACUUCGGGCGGCUCCUGAGGAGAGUUCUGGGUCAGCACAAAGAAGAACUGCGGGCCGCUAAGAAACGGGUGCUGGUGGCGGGGCUGGGAAACUACGGCCUGCGCGGCACGCGCCACAGCGUGGGGAUGGCCAUCCUGAACCACCUGGCCAGCAAGCUGAGCGUGGCCGACCAGUGGAGGAAGGACAGGCGCUGCUGCGCGGACGUGGCCCUUGCCACGCUGGGCGAGACGGAGCUGGUGCUGAUGAAGCCGCGCCGGCUGAUGAACAUCAACGGGCUGUCCGUGCUCGGCGCCGUGGAAGCCUAUGGUCUGGACAUUGAGAAUAUCUACCUGGUUCAUGACGACCUGGACAAGCCCCUGGGGAAGGUCGCCCUGAAGCUUGGAGGGAGUGCCAGAGGCCACAAUGGAGUCCGUUCCUGCAUCAACUCUCUACACUCUGACAGCAUGGUCCGGCUCAGGGUCGGGAUCGGACGCCCUGCCGGGGACACCGCCGUGGACCGCUACGUCCUGGGCAUGUUCACCAGCGCCGAACAGGAGCUCUUGCCGCAAGUCUUCGACCAGGCGGUGCAAAUGCUGCUGGAACACAUCCAGCAGGACAGCUGCCAGAGCAGGGGCGCCCCCAGGCCCCCGGCCAGCGCCCCUCUCCUGGGAGAGGACACAUGACCCCCCUGUCACUCUUCACGCAUUUAUAAGUCUGG